GGCUCAGAUGUUGUGCUCCACUUGCAGCAGCCGCACAUCAUCUCCAUGACUCCAUCCAGGGGUGGAUGAGCGUCAUGAUCCCUCUCUGCCUCAAGUCUGGCGGACCCUCCCUGUUAAAUUCCUCCGUCUGGAUGUGAGGCCAGCCGGGGCAGAGCGAAGCAGAGAGGGGGCUCCCAAUGGGUGGAGGAGCAGAGGGAGGAGGAGACUCUUGCACAGGACAGCUUAACUUCUGCAAAAAUCGUCCCUGGUUUCAGCGAGGGCCCACGUGUGAGGAAUACAUGAAGGGCGGGACAGGGAGGGAGCGGCGACAACAGCGUCACAACCUCCACGGUCACACAGACUACGGCUGUGAUUGAUGAGGAUUAAGAAACAGAGUUCCCAGGAAACACUGGAGUGUCCUCAUCCACCGAACGAAGAAGUUUAAUGGCGUCCCGAUAGAAACAUCAAGAUGAACACGCUACCAUCAAUGGAUCGGCACAUCCAGCAGACCAAUGACAGGCUGCAGUGCAUCAAACAGCUCUCUCUGUUGGUACAGCACUUACAGAACCCGGCCAACUUCCACUCGGCAGCGACGGAGCUGCUGGACUGGUGUGGGGAUCCCCGGGCCUUCCAGCGACCCUUCGAGCAAAGCCUCAUGGGAUGUCUGACGGUGGUCAGUCGUGUUGCUGCUCAGCAGGGGUUUGACCUGGAUCUGGGCUACCGGUUACUGGCUGUGUGUGCCGCCAACAGAGACAAGUUCACCCCCAAGUCUGCAGAAACCAGCACCUGCAGGAGAUGUCAGAGUGACUCAGCCCUGCUGUCGUCGUGGUGCGAGGAGCUGGGUCGCCUCCUCCUGCUGCGUCACCAGAAGAACCGGCAGAACGAAACGCAGGGAAAAGUCCCCAUGCAGCCCAGCAUGAACAGCAUGAAGCCUGGACUCACACACAGCGAUGGCUCCUUUCCCUACGACUCAGUCCCCUGGCAACAAAACACUAACCAGCCUCCUGGGUCACUGUCCGUGGUGACAACGGUGUGGGGUGUGACCAACACAUCACAGAGCCAGGUUUUGGGGAACCCCAUGGCUAACAGCAAUAACCCCAUGAAUCCCGGCGGCAACCCGAUGGGGUCAGGGAUGUCUGCCAGUGCGGGAGGACUCAACUCGCCGCAGUUCAACGCUCAGCAGCAGCAGUUUCCCAGCAAAGGAGGCUCCAACCAGCCGUACAUGCAGCAGGGCAUGUACAGCCGACCCGGAUACCCCGGAGGUCCCGGGGGAUACAGUGGGAGUUACUCGGGCGGUCCGAACCCUCCUCAGGGAGGCAUGGGCAUGAGCUCGCACACGCGCCCGCCUGGUGACUUCACACAGCCUGCCGCCGCCGCAGCCGCAGCAGCAGUCGCCGCUGCAGCCGCCACCGCAACAGCGACCGCCACGGCCACAGUGGCCGCGCUGCAGGAGACCCAGAACAAGGACAUGAACCAGUACGGACAGAUGUGUUCGUCGUUCCAAAUGGGACCCGCUCAGGCAUACAACAGCCAGUUCAUGAACCAGCCCUCGGGACCACGAGGACCCCCCGGAGGGAUGAACCCAGCUAGCAUGGGGUCGGGAAUGAACAACCCGAACAUGAGCGGGCCUCCCAUGGGCAUGAACCACACCAGAACACCGGGCAUGACGCCCUUUGGCGCCCACGGGCAGAGGAUGCCCCAGCAGGGGUAUCCAGGGGGACCCAGGCAAGGCAUGGCCAUGCAGGGGAUGAAGAGGCCGUACCCUGGAGAGGGAGGUUACGCCGCUCAGUACGGGCCGAAUGGUCAGUUCCCUCCGCAGCAGGGACAGUACCCGUCAUCGAACGCUUCCAGACCUCUGCCGUCUCCCAACUAUCCGGGCCAGAGGAUGCCAGGGCAGCAGGGUCAGGGCCAGUACCCCCCUGGCAUGCCCAUGAGCCAAUACUACAAGCAGGAGGCUUUCAACGGCCAGAACAGCACCUUCUCCGGGGGUGGAUACUCAUAUGGGCAAGGAAACGGGCCUCCCAGACCCGGAAACUACCCCCACUCUCCAGUCCCGGGAAACCCCACGCCCCCCAUGACCCCAGGAAGUAGUAUUCCUCCUUAUCUGUCGCCAAACCAGGAUGUGAAGCCCCAGUUUCCUCCAGACAUUAAACCAAAUAUGACAGCACUUCCUCCGCCUCCAUCGAACCCCAACGAGGAGCUGCGGCUAACCUUCCCGGUCAGGGACGGGGUCGUGCUGGAGCCGUUCCGAUUGGAGCACAACCUGGCAGUGAGCAACCACGUCUUCCACCUCCGACCCUCCGUCCACCAGACCCUGAUGUGGAGGUCCGACCUUGAACUGCAGUUCAAGUGCUACCACCACGAAGACCGGCAGAUGAACACCAACUGGCCCGCCUCCGUCCAGGUCAGCGUCAACGCAACGCCGCUGACCAUCGAGCGAGGGGACAACAAGACGUCCCACAAACCUUUGCACCUGAAGCACGUCUGCCAGCCGGGGAGGAACACCAUCCAGAUCACGGUCACUGCCUGCUGCUGCUCGCACCUGUUUGUGCUGCAGCUGGUCCACCGGCCAUCUGUGCGCUCCGUCCUCCAGGGACUCCUGAAGAAGAGGCUCCUACCUGCCGAGCACUGCAUCACCAAAAUCAAGAGGAACUUCAGCAGCGUGGCGGCGUCGACGGGCAGCACCACGCUCAACGGCGAAGACGGCGUCGAGCAGACGGCCAUCAAAGUGUCCCUGAAAUGCCCCAUCACCUUCAGGCGCAUCCAGCUGCCGGCGAGGGGCCACGACUGCAAACACGUGCAGUGCUUCGAUCUGGAGUCGUACCUGCAGCUCAACUGUGAGAGAGGCACGUGGAGGUGUCCUGUAUGCAAUAAAACAGCUCUACUGGAGGGUCUGGAAGUGGACCAGUACAUGUGGGGAAUCCUCAACGCCAUCCAGAACUCUGAGUUUGAAGAGGUGACCAUCGACCCCACUUGUAGCUGGAGGCCGGUCCCCAUCAAGUCUGAGCUGCCGAUCAAAGAGGACCCCGACGGACCGCUGGCCAAGCGCUUCAAGACCAUGAGCCCGAGUCAGAUGACCAUGCCCAAUGUGAUGGAGAUGAUCGCUCAGCUGGGGCCUGGACCCGGUCCCGGUUCUGGACCCGGUCCCACCCCGUAUCCUAACAACUCCGGGCAACAUGCAAGUGGCAACGGUGGAGAUUAUCCAGGAUCAGGAAACGCUUACCACCACAGCCAGGGGAGCUUUGACUUCCCACACGGGACUCCCACCGGUGGUGGACUCGGCGGAGGCAUGGGAGGAGGCGGCGGCGGUGGCGGCGGGGGAGGGGGCCCGCCCUUGAACGACUUCAUCCACGGACCUCAGCUCUCUCACCCACCUGACGGGCCGGCGGGGCUCCUCCCCCAGGAAAAGCCGCUGAACCACGGCAUGAGCGACCCGAUGUCACAUGAUCAGUCCCAUAACCCCAUGCAGCAGAGCUUGCACGCUUCCCCUCACCCCGGCGGCCAAUCGGGGCCUCCCUUGCAUCACGGCAGCCAAUCGGGGCCGUCCUUGCACCACGGCGGGCAGUCGUUGCAGCCGCCCCGCCAGUCCCAGCAGCAGCCCCCGCAGCAGCCGGGCCAGAACACCCACCCGCACUCCGACCUGAACUUCAACCCCUCCGCGGACGGGCCCAUGGGCCCAGGAGCCCAAGACAUGCCGGAACCUUCGCUGGACCUGCUACCAGAACUGGCAAACCCGGACGAGCUGCUAUCAUACCUGGACCCGCCGGACCUUCCAUCCAACAGCAACGACGACCUUCUCUCCCUUUUUGAGAACAACUAACCCUUUAUUUACCUCCUCUGACUGACCGUCCACGAGACACUACACCUCCUCUGUGCCAGCUCACAGUGCAACAGAGAGAGCGCCACGAAAAAGAGCCAAGCCGCUCGGCAAGAGGCUUUUUUUUCCUUGUAAAGAUUCCACGCACCAGUUCAGCCGCGGGGGACACGAUCUACCGCCACGUUGGCCGGCACUAAAAUGAUAUUAUACAUAAAUAUAUACAUAUAUUUGUGACUUUUUGGACAGAAAACUGUGCAGCUAAAAUCAUCAUGUGUAAAGUAACACAAAAAAAAACAGAGACACAAGUCGCCGUCGGCGCCAGGACAAGUGUUGUAGCUUUUUUUUGUACUUGAUUGUUUUUAUUCUUUUUCAGACGUGUUCUUCCAAAAUAAUGACUUCAGUGGGUGCAUGAGAAACGUAUACUGGACCUGGAGGAAAAUCAGCAGACGUGUGCGUGAGUGCGUGUGUGUUUUGUUCCGUAAAAAGGAGGCGAUCGAAAGAGCAAAGAAUUCAGCUCCCAUCUCUGAGCCGCCCCCCUCCCACCUCUGUGGUGUCGCGUGUCCCAGUGCGUCUGUGCCAACAGGUCCAACCUCACCGCAAUAUUCCAGAUCCCCUCAUCGUCCCGCGCUUGUGUCACCAAAGUUCUUUUCAAUCAUUUGUUUUGAUGGAAGUCGGUUUCCCUUCUGUUGUCGCUCGACGGAAGAAAAAAAGAAAAGCCACCCUGCAUGACCCAACAGUGUUUCUAGCUGUUGUAAAUAACCGUUGUGAAUAUUUCGUGAGUGUACAGUGACGUACCUUUCUAUUAGCGACAUCUACAUGGUACCCCAAAACACGCACAUUCACAGACAUGCGCACACAAUCUCCAGUCUGAUAUUGUAACAAGUGUGUUUCUCUGUCGCACCACUUGCAUUUAUUUUACAUAUAUUUUUAAUAAGAGCCAAUAUACCUUUCUUUACAAUGUCAUUUUUUUUAUUUAAGAAUGUGGAAAAGAAGGUCACACUUUAUAUUUUUAAUUGUUUGGAUCAGUGUUUGAAAAAACAAAAAAGCUCAAAUGAACUAAAUAGGAUUAAAUAAAAAAUAAUAAUGCCAUGAAAUUAAAAGAAAAAAAACGGCCUUUUUUUACACUGGAUUUACUCCGCGCCUUUCUAUUGCAAUACAGUAGUUUCACCAGCGGGUGGCAGUAGUACUCUACUGGCAGUAGCUCAAACCUUUGACACUCGCUAUCGUUAUUUCAAAAUGGCCGCCACGACCUGCGUGUCUACGUCACGUCUCUCUACAGUCAAUAAAACAUUGGUUGGUUAAUAAAUAUAGCCAAAUUGAAUCGUUUUACAAAGUUUAUUUUAUUUUGAAAGGUAAACAUGGCGAAAAUUCCUUGCGUACUUCCUGCAAACGCAAGCACAUCCGAUGUAAACGGGACAGAACUGGAAAUUCAAAUUGCAUUUCACUCAAAACUGAAAUAAUAAAAAUAAAACGUAUGUUUAUACGUGAUUUACUAUGAAGUGUGAUCCACAAAAUUUCCACUGGUGAUUUUUAAUGCCCCAAAUGUUUUUAUUUUGACAUCGACGUGAAGCUAUUUGUGUGUUCUCAUCCCUUUUUUUCUAUUGUUUUUAAGUUAUUGUCUUUGUUUCAUGCAGUAUAGACAAACACAUCCGAUCGCUUCUUUAUAUAAAAAAAAGAAAAACACUUUUGAUUUUUUUAUCUGUUGAGACUUUUAAGAACCAAACAUGGCGCUUUGACUGAUCAGUUGUUUGUGAAAGGCGACGCACUGCUGCAUUUGUUUCGUGGUGAAAUUCUCACGCUGUCAAGUCCAGAAAUUUAAAAACGCACCAAGGGUGGAGUUUGUAAAAUGAAAUAAGCGGGAGCCGUGUUGGCGGAAUCGGAGGGAAACGCCUGUAAAUAGUGUAAAUGACAAAUAGAGACACAUUAACAGAAAUGUAUUCAGUUCCUCCAGGGGGCGUGUGCAUAGUGUAUUUAGGAUUUGUAAAGCUUGCAUCCUCCUGUCAGACGGUGAAUUGGGAAAAAUGUGUUUGGACUGUGCCGACCUCUCUAACCACGCCUGUUCAUUCAUGUAAGAUACUUUAUGUACGCCUCCACCAGGAAACAUUUCCCGUUGUGUAAUAUUAAACUUCUGUGUAUUUCUCUAUUACCUGUGUACUUUAUCACAAAAGGUGCUACAAAAAUGAUGGAGAAAAAAAAAAAAAAGACGCGGAGUCCAGAGCGGCUUCGUUCCGGUUUCCCAAAUUUAGUUUGUUAACAAAACUUUGUAAAUUUGUAUGCAAUUUGGCAGGAAUAUGCUAUUAAAGGUACAAUCUGAAGUCAUUGGCACA
Messenger RNA from Synchiropus splendidus (mandarinfish), 6123 nucleotides. RefSeq names its product zinc finger, MIZ-type containing 1a (gene zmiz1a). Lineage: Eukaryota; Metazoa; Chordata; Actinopteri; Syngnathiformes; Callionymidae. The record is from RefSeq and is a predicted model, not a curated record. The transcript has 25 exons. Gene Ontology annotation, biological process: protein sumoylation; regulation of transcription by RNA polymerase II. Gene Ontology annotation, molecular function: SUMO ligase activity; zinc ion binding. Bases 449 to 3799 code for a protein of 1116 amino acids.